AGCUUUCGAAUUGCAUGAGUACUGAGUGUCUGACGUGGUGUGUGUGACACUGAAUGGAAUGCCCUUCAUUCAUCGAGGAUUCCAUCACACGCCCACACACACAAGGACACACAGAGACCAGGCUACUCACACGGACCAGCACCAAGAUGCCGACACUCAGGGAGACCAGAAACAGAGACACGUGUGACUGGCACACGCGGGCAGCACCUACGACCGAAAAGCAGCCUCUCGAAGACAAGACAGACACACAGACAGACACGCAGGCAGACACUCACGUGUGUGUAUUAGAUUCACAGAAAAGUCACUCAUUACAUGGCGCCCCAGCGGAAAUGCAUAAGAGACCACCAGUUGCGCCUAGCGGGCCAAAGGAUAGUGCCUGUCUGCAGUUUGAUUCGCCUGACCUCACCCUCCCGUCUGACCGACCAGUGUUAGUCUCACCAGACACAUGACCAAUGGCUGUGCGUCGUGCACACAGAUCAAUUGCUUCAAUGGAUCAUGACGCCCAGCCACUCAGCCAUCGAUCACGAGAGCGAUAUCAACUGUCUCGAGAAAGAGCGACAAGCGACCGAUGAAUCGUGUAGGAUAAAAGCCCCCUCACACACACACACACACACACACGGCAAGAGAAGGCAGAUAACAUUAAUGCACCACGAGCGAGCGGCCGAUCAGCUAUCCAAAAUGCCGAUCAACCUGAGCUGCGUGAAGCUGCCAUAAGGGUCGAUAAGGCGCCUCGUCUCCCCCUCCCGCAUCUGCAGCAGCGCCUCGUCGAGCCAGCACCACAGACUCGACACUCGACACACACCCGCACGGCCAUGGAAGACUUUGUUGUUGCCGUCGAAUGCAUCCCGCCACACAUCAAUGUCGACCUCGACGCUGUCAUUGAGUGCCGGCACAUUGCCGGUGCCCUCCUGCACCACCUCAUGUUGACAUCCAGAGGGCGAUCUGCCGAUGACACACGCAGAGCCAAUGAGCAUCUGUAGCUGAGGCGUGAGAGUGAGAGAGAGAGAGGUACUGCUCACGUCUGGUCGUUUGGCGCGUCUGUGGCGUUAAUUUCGUUCGGCGGGCGCGGCACAAAGUCAAAGUCGGACUCCUGCUGGCGCUGCUGGCGAGCAGUGAGGGGUGGGUCUUGGCCGCUCGGGGGGACAGCUGGGGUUGUCGGGUCAGUCGGUGCUGCCGCAGUGGCCGUCCGCAGUUGCUCGACAAUGUCACGGAGGCCGUAGUUGAUGUGCACAUCGGAUUGUGAGGUCUCGCGCCUGAUUGACAGAAACACACACACAUGAGGAGAAAGCCAUUUAUGCUAUGGCCUGGCUGUUGGUUGGUUGCCUGCAGGUCGGGCAGACGGCAAAAGGGUGGCCAUGAGGGUGGCUGCCAAUGAGGCCCUCAACACACUGCAGACACACAGACGGACAGAGGGAUAGCGACCAAAGACACAAGGGUCCCUCACUGAGGCGUGAGUGCCGUCUGUCUGUGUGUACCGCUGCGCAGAAGGAGUGACCUGAAAGAGGACGGAUGGACCAUGACACACACACGAACACACUACAAGUGAAUUGUCGGUCCUCCCCUCCCUCCCUCUCUCUGUGUGUUUCUCACUGACCGCAUCGGAGCCCAUGAGGCUGCCUGUGGGCGUCCUCAUGGUGGUACUCCUCCAGACAGACUCCACACUGGGGGAUGGAGGCCAUCUCGCGUCAGAUCUGCCGCACACAACGGGCAACAAAGAGGUGUGUGUCACUGUCGGAUGGUGUGGACGGAGAGAAGGCAUAGAUUCCCCGCUCACCGGGCUAUUCUGUGGGUCGCUUUCCAAGGGCGGUGCGCGUGUGAAUGGCCAGAUCUUGACCCGGAUGGACGCGCGAGUCAGACAGAGCCCUUUCUGGGAGCGCGGAAAAGAGGCCAACGAGGGGAAAAGGAACAGGCAAUCUGAG
Molecule: messenger RNA, 1919 nt
Organism: Vitrella brassicaformis
Lineage: Eukaryota; Vitrellaceae
Source: the annotation of a GenBank genome assembly